AUGCAAAAAGGAGUGUCACAACGGAAAGAACAAAACUACGACAAACAAAAUAUGAAACGAACGGGUAGAAGACCCUGUGGGGAUCCCCCCCAGGAAUGUCCCUUAUCACUGGGAAGAUAUAAAUCGAGCGAAGGUAACGAGUUAAUGGAUGAGGACAGACGUAGGGGAAGCGAGUCGAACGGGUCCAGCACCGAAGAAAGAUUAUUUACUCCAAGUUAUUACAGUGGAAGUAAGAAAAAUACGAUCAACAUAAAGAUAAAAAAAAAUGCAAACAGGAAUUUGCAACACUCUGGGGGAGGGAAAAAAAAAAAAGAGGAACAGAAAUCCUUCAUCAAAUCGCUAAUAGGUAAGAUAGAAGAAAUGUACAAAAAAGGAUCACACGAUGAGAAAAGGAACUCACAUAAAUUGCCAUUUGAGUCCAGACCUGCCUUUCUUUUAAAUGAAUAUAUAAAUAUAGAACCGACGAAUAACGUGAUGUAUAGACGUAGGACACCCCACAAGACUCUACGUCGAAGCGAUUUCAUUGGAAUAAAUUUAAAGCCUUUUGUUAGAUUUAAGAGUCAUCACAAAUGGGAUGACAGUCAUGCCAAUCGUAGCGGUGAUCCGAGGAAAAGAGCCAUUAUAAAAAUUUCGAGCCAAAGUCCUCACGAAGUAUUUAACCCCAGGCGCAUGAAUACAAAUCGAUCCUUGUCUGGGUACCCUAAGCCAGCAAAUUUUUACUCCCUAAAAAAUGAUGUAAUGAGGGGGAAUUUCCCCUUCUGGGGGGGCCAAAGAGUGAGAAACGGAGUAGGUACCUCGGUAGGCAUCCACCAUAUGGGCAUGGACAAAUUAACGGAUAAAGAAUUUAGAGAUCCUAACAUGUAUGACGCACCCUUUGUACACUUGAACCCAGUCCAAAGAUGUGCAACGUAUAAUCCAUGGUGUGGGGGAAGCUCCGCGGGGAAUGUGAACAGGGCGGGGGGUGCUUACCCAGUGAAGGGGACCCACCCACAUAGGCGCCACGAUGACAACGCAGAAAAGGGAGAACACAAAAUAAGAGUAAGGAUAAACAGAAAGGGAGCGGGAAGAAAGAACGAAGGUGAUGGUGACGGGGAAGAUAGCGAUAGUGAGGGAAGCAAAAGUGGGGGAAGCAGAAGUGGGGGAAGCAAAAGUGAGGGAAGCAAAAGUGAAUCUGGCUUUGUGAACAAACGCACGCACCAUGGAAGGAGCCCUUUAGCCAACGAACAUGAUCAUUUAGGGAAACUUAACGAGAGAAACUUACAGAAAAAGGAGAAAAAAAAAAAAUUCCUAGUUAACCUGUCUCUACCUUUGAACAACCCUAGGGGAAACAAUUGCACAGAAGGGGAAAGAAUAACCAAUUUGGGUGGAAACAUCAACGGAGAUACUCCCUCCCAUGUUUUAUUCACUUCGAAAGGAGAAAGAGGCAUGAAAUUAAAUGUGAAGAACAGAGCAAAUGAAAGAAUUAGACUUCGAUAUGGAGGUAAAUAUGGAGAAGAUAAGGAAAGCGCUAAAAUGUGUUCCAAUUCCACUUCUACAUGUGACACAAAAAAACAUAAGAAGCUCCUCUCAGGUAUUUAUUCUUCAUUUGAGGGGAGUCAACAGAGCUGCUGCAAAAAAAACACGAGGUGCCAUGGAAGCGAAUUAAACAUCCAUUGUAUGCAUGGCAGUAGAGAGGGAAGCAACUCUUCGUGGAAGAAAACAAAAAAAGGGAAUGAGUUGCAGAUCUACGGAGAGGGGACAAAACGGAGGAGUACAUACACUUGGAGUAAAGCUCCAGAACAGUAUCACGUCCAAUAUGAAAGAGGAUUGCAUAACAAAGCGGAUCAUAAAAAAAUGGGGAAGAAUUCAUCUCAGCUUAGGAUACAGACAGAGCAAAAUAGAUGCAUAAGGAAUGCCUGUGCAGUGAAGAGACAGCACACCAAUUCCUGUCUUCAAUUGGAAGAUAAUAAAAAAGGGGAACCAACUUUAUCAAGAGAGGACUGCGAAUCAGGUGAAUCCCAAAAUGAACGUCAUAAAUACAAAGUGGAAAAAAAAACAGACGCAGUGAAGAACGAAGGGAAGCUUCUCUUAUUAACGAAACGUAAUGAGAGGUUAAUGUUCGAUCGUGGAAAAGAGGCACCGAGGCAAAACUGUAAAAUGCUAACUUGGGGAAACUCAAAUAGUGGCAGCCUAAGCUACAAAUUAGACAGUAUUACGCGUAAAAAGGGAGAAAAAAAUGCUAAAGGAAAUCGAGAGAAGUCCCUUAUUUGUAGUAACUCCCUAGAGGGACAAGAAAAAUAUAAAAACUUGAGGACGAUUACUAUACCGUCAGACAGUGUAGACGGAACGAAUGAGGAAAACCCGAGGGGAAAACAUCUAAUUAAGGAUGGUGAAAAAUUUAGGGGGGAACACCACAUUGCAAGUGCCUUCAAUUUAUCAAAUAAAAUAGCUACUCAAGACAGUGCAAUGGGAAAAUACAAAAUGGUGCAAUACUACAAACCGGGGGAUAAUAAGGAAUGUAGCGGUUGGUCCAGCAUCUGCGAAGAUAGAGCGCAGGAUGAUUGCUACAAUGGGGUGGGGAAAAAUAAAGGGAGUCACUCAAAGGAUAACCAAUUUGGUGAUACUAAUGAAGUGUUAGAAAUAAAAGACAAACUGGGGAGAAGCAGGAGUGUUACUACAGCAUUGUCAAAUAGUCAGCGUAACAAAAAAAGGGAGGAAUUUCCCCCUGAACAGGCAGGUAGAGGUUUCCCUUGGAAAGGUUCAUCACGAAGGGGGGUACACACAACUGCUGUAUCACCAAACGAAGUUGAGAGUAGUGAUAGUGAAAGACAUUAUAACAAUGAGGAACACCUGUACUCGAAAGGAAAAGAAAAAAAAAAAUUGAAUAUGUAUUCGAAGGGUAGUUCCCUCUGCAUAAAGGGAGAAGUAAAUUACAACUCGGGGACGACGCACACACUUGACAGAUAUAAAUCCCAUAGUGGGGACUACUCCAAUCGUAUGAACAAAUUUGUGGAAGGUACAAACAGUGGAGCUAGGGAUUGUCCAGUUUGGGAGCACAGCCAAGGGGAUGACCCAGAAAACUGCUUAUGGCACCGUACAGAACAGCCAUAUGUCCCAUCAGGUGAAGAAACUUCACGCAGGAAAAAAGAAGCUCAGAAAAAUGAAGCGCAGAAAAAAGACGCGCAGAAAAAUGAAGCGCACCAAUGCGUUGUGGGUCAAUUGGGGGAAGGCAGAAUCCAAGUGAGGGCAAGCCAAACAGGGAAUGCUUCUUGUCCGCGAAAAAUGGGAGAAAGAGCAGAUAGAGAAAUUUUUGCCAAUCCUGAUUUUGAAGACCAUACAAACUAUAGCAUUAACAGCAAAAUGCGUCACCGAAGUGACCUCCAGUCUGCAUCAAAUCGUAAGAAGACUGCGCGAAGGGACAAAAAGGAGAAGCAACGCGAACAGUAUGCAGAGAGCAACUCCCAUUCGCAUCACAGUUCUAAAGAGAAUUUUGAAAAUUUCAAAUCGUCUCAGCUGUAUUGCACUAACGGUUUGCAAAGAAAAAGUAAAAAAAUGAGGAGUGCUUUAUCGGGUGACAUUGUUGCACAGAAAAGGUAUUCCCAUUCAAGGAGCAGAAGCGAAAUGUUAAAAUGGGACCAUUCAAGGGAAGGAACUACCAGCUCGGGGGAAAGUCUUCAAAGGAAAGAGGCACACCAUGAGGAUGAAAGAUACGAUAAAGGGGGAAGCAGAACCAGACGGGGAAACACCUCCUCUUCCAUUUUUUGCGAUUAUCAUGGGAGGAACAACAUAGAAAGGGUUCUUUACAAUUCGGGGGUGGCGUCCAAGGAGGAAGAAAAGGCAGGCACUGAAGGUGGAAGAAUUGGUAGAAGAAGUCGUAGCAUUGAUCGUGGAAGCGCUGGUAGAAGAAGUCGCAGCAUCGAUCGUGGAAGCGUCGGUAGAAGAAGUCGUAGCAUCGAUCGUGGAAGCGGUGGUAGAAGACGUCGUAGCAUCGAUCGUGGAAGCGUUGGUAGAAGAAGUCGUAGCAUCGAUCGUGGAAGCGUUGUGAAUUACUCACACGGAAGGCAUCCCUAUGGAGACACGAAAGAAAUCGCAGAACGGAGCCUUUUUCAUGACAGUAACAAUAAUAUGUCGUCUUGUAAAGGUGGCAGUUCUCCAAAAAAUGCAAGGCGGCAUUUUCCCGUGGGUACUACCCCGAAUAGCUUCCUCUACAUGUCGCACCUCAGUGGAAGCGCCAUGACGUCAAAGAAACCAACCGUGAUAAAUAGCGAUGUGCAUAGUGAUAAGAGUGGUGAUACACAGGACAAACAGGUUAGCGUAGAAAAGAGUUGCCACUCCGGGGAAGAUAGCCAAUUCUGUAGCGAUAGGGAUGAAGCAAUAAUUAGAAAUAUUCAGUCGAAGGAUGGAAAGAGUCACGUUUAUCACAUCCGCGAAUCGGUUUGUAGAAAGGGAAGGGGUGAAACGUCCAGCGAGCGAAUGGUGGAUGGAAGAAGACCACACAACGGAAACACACACCAUAGUCGUCAGAACACCUUAUCGAAUGAGAAAUGUCGAACCCCCCAAAGGUCACAUAAUUACCAUGAUGAAAAUGAACACGAAAGAAGGUCAAGCCGAAGAAUGAGCAAUUCACUCAAGAAGGGCAGAAAACAUAGUGGGAAUUGCUACUCAAAAGUGGCAUACACAGAUCAGUUCGCCAUAUUGGACAAUUUAAACUCUCCUCAUGAUGAAGAAUCGGACAUGAGCAGAAGUGAUCAUGGUGUAAAUAUAGAUGCAGCAAAAUGUGGAAACAAGGAAAGGGGUAACUCCUAUGUGAAAAGACACACAAAAGUGAGCACCUCAUCCGUGGGAUAUAUCUCCAAUUGGGGAAACAUAUUGAGAGAAAAUUCCUCAUUAGACAAAACGGACUUCCCAUAUGAUCCUCACUCAAAGCUGAAGGAAAGAAGUAGUGGAGAUAUUAUCCGAAAAGGGAAUGGAAACUCGCAUAAUGAAAGUAGAUUCACGCAAGGUACUUUUGAUUUCUCAAAAAAUGAACAGCAUAGUAAGCAGGAGGGUGAUCACCACAUGAGCUUCAUUUUGGAUGCGCAAAAGGAACCCGUAUGUAGGGGUGAUGAGGCAGGCAGAAGUAUGUCUUUAGGUGUGGGGAGAGCUCCAUUCAGAAGGGAGAGGUACGACAAAAGAGGGGACAACUCUGGACACUCGAUCGAUGGGAAGAUAGACCAACGACGAGACUAUCACAGUAGUAAACGCGGGAGUAAGCAGGCCCAUUCAAACCGAAAGGGAGAUUACGAGGAGGGGGAGGAAAUAACUCCCCAUAAUGAAUCAUCCAGAAUGAAAGAUAAAAAAAAGCACCAGAAUGGGGAUGCUAAUAAAUAUAAAGAAGCAAGAAAGCAGAAAGGAAACCACAAAUCGAGUCGUUCUUAUGGCCACUCGGAAUGUUCCCAAAGGAGUGGUAGCAUAUCUGAGGGGAACAUCACCAGCUGUUCAGGAAGUCAUGCUAUCUACGACAAGAUUAACCCCUCGGCAAUGUCCAGGUCGAAUAGAUCUCUUCAACAUGAGGAGAAAAAAAAAAGGAUUAAAAGUAGCGAUCCAAAUUUAGGCGCUCAUCAUGGGGUGAAUCGCCAUUGGGGGAAAACGUCCCGAGAUUGGCACAGUGGCCAUACCGCACAGGGGGAGAGACAGCACUCCUACUUUAGCGGCGAAAUGGAGAAGCAACCCAGUAGAGGCGCUUCCAAAUGGGAUGCUGAAGGGUCAUGGGUGGGGGAGAGGAAUAGACGCGACGAAUAUGUUCACGUGAAGGAAGAUGGCAUGAGCUCAGAUCGCAGAAGCGCACAAUCUGCUGCUAAUCAAUUAUGUGGAAAGAACUCAAAGCUAAAAAGCAUCCCCUCUGUUUGCAGCAACCAGGAAGGCACACGUGAAAGAAGAAAUUCACAUUGUGGUAGUGCAUCUCCCUCUAUUCACAACUGUAGAGAAGAAGAGGUUACCCCCCAACGAUGUGGCAGCUGUCAUGAGAGAUCUAGUGAGAUGGAAAAGAAACGAACUCUCCAGGAAAACCAAAAUAGUGUUGGACACAACUGGGUAAGUAACGAAGGAAUGAUCUGCUCUCUCUCGAGAGAGACCAUUUUGUGCAAUAAUGAAAAGGGAGAAAUAACGAAGGGAGGCUUCCCCAGCAAAACGAAUGAAUACCCGCCAAACGUCGACAUAGGAAAAGAUAACGAGCUGCUUUCUGCGCGAAGGGAUGCUCCACUGAUGAGUCGUACGAUGGAACCCAAAACGGCAGAAUGUACACAAGGAAAUGUAACCGAACAGAUAGAGAGGUCGAAAUCAACCCCAAUGAUAACCCCACUUCAGUUCAAUAUGGUGGGAAGCGCUAAUGCUGUGGAGGGACCAAUCCGUAUGGAAAAUUCCCACCCAAAGUUUCCCACCGGAAAUGAUGGCCACCAAAUUAUGAUAAGAAAAACGGUUAGCGGAGUAGUGGGACUGAAAAAGGCCAAUGAAUACAUGAAGAGCGAGUUGAAUUAUUAUCUAUCUGGUGGUAAUUUUUCCAAGGGGAGUCGUCACUGCUAUGAGGAAGCAAAUGGGAAAGUGGAAAACUCGUCGGAAGUGUUGAGAGAGACAAAUAGUUUUGUGAAUGGAAUAAUCAGAGUGGAUGUGGACCCUCCGAAGUGUAGUAGCAUUGGUGCAGUAGACGCGAUCGACUCGAAAUUAGGGGAAGACUCCGACGCAGCUAACCGUUUAGGAAAUUACAAAAAGGGGGAAUCACAUGAAAGGAGUAGAGACCAUAUAAGCAAUAAUAGCCUCUUCAGGGGGGGACAGUAUGAUGCUGGGAAUUUAGGCCUUCCUAGUGACCACACAAAUGUGGAUGGUACUAACAUCAAGGGAGGUAGUGCACCCCUUAACGACCCACCUCAGAAUGGUGAAGAAGGAAAUUGCUCCACGUUCAAUGAAGACAAAGGCAGAAGCGGAUUCGAUCGACAAAAUGAAAAAAUAAAAUUUAACAAUGGCAUGUAUGGCUAUGCCAAUGUUAGCACGAGUCAGGGUGUGAACAUGGUCAACCCGGGCGAUGCUUCCAAUCUGAGGAAUAAUAACACGCUUUAUGAACCCCCCCCCAAUAAUGCUGUCCUCAUGAGCAAGCAAUAUUCUUUCGUGUCUGACCCUACACAUAGGCAAUUCUUACACCAUCCCAGUGUAGCCCCAAACAGUAGCAACUUCAACGGAAUGCACUACGUGAACAAGGCGGUGAGUAUGCCCAAUUUGGGAAACAUAAAUAUGCACGGUAAUUUAUUUAACACUGGGAUUGGAAACAAAAUUGGUGACCCCGUUAAUGUAACGAGAAGUGACAUCCCCUCAGUUGUGCAUGCUCAGGCGAACCAACUACCCCCUCAGAAGAUGAUGCAACAAAACUUUAGCAAAGUGUUCCAAGUUCCGAUUAACUAUGGAAAUAUUUCAAAUGGAUUAAAUUACAAUUCAGCCAACGUUGGGAGGAGUGAUCUGUUAAUUAGUAAGCGGCCUUACGGUGGGGAUCUUUUUUACGACGUCAAUGGUAAGGCGUACAUAGUUGGCAGAAACGGGGAGGCCAAUACGAGCUCGGUGAACACCCUCGGUAAUUAUGCCCUUCCCAGUUAUCACCUUGCGACUGAUAAUGCAAAUCAGAGCAAUAUGAAUAGGGACGAGCUCAUCGGGCAAACUGGACAUUCCAAUUUGGCCAUCCCUGGUGACAUGCAUGGGGGAAGUGGCAAGGGUCUAAAGAAACCUUCCGUCGUGUUAUGA
Plasmodium cynomolgi strain B is the source of this 7743-nucleotide messenger RNA. RefSeq lists its product as hypothetical. The coding region runs from base 1 to 7743 and encodes 2580 amino acids. The transcript has a single exon. The record is from RefSeq and is a predicted model, not a curated record. Lineage: Eukaryota; Apicomplexa; Aconoidasida; Haemosporida; Plasmodiidae.